This is a messenger RNA of Spirodela intermedia, 7259 nucleotides long. The record is from the annotation of a GenBank genome assembly. NCBI's taxonomy places the organism in Eukaryota, Viridiplantae, Streptophyta, Magnoliopsida, Alismatales, Araceae.
AUGCCGGCGUCCGCGAUGAGCAGCCGGCCGGAGGAGCUGACGGAGAGGCUCGGGGCUGCCUCCGUGGAGACCGGCGGGGAAGCGCUUCUAAAGGUUCUCAGGGAGGUGAAGAACCAGAUCAUAGGCAACAAGACGAAGAAGGUCCUCUAUCUCCAUCUUGGCGCUGUACCGAGGAUCGUCGCCGUCCUCACCUCCGCCUUGGACGCGGACGGGGGAUCCACCGCCACCAACCUGAUCGUACAGUCGGCGGCGGCGCUCGGCAGCUUCUCUUGCGGCGUGGACGACGGAGUCCGGGCGGUGCUCGACGCCGGAGGGGUUCCGCACCUCAUACGGCUUCUCUCCAGUCCUGAAGAGAAGGUUUCGACAUUUUGCCCUCUACACCUCAUUCGACGCGGCUAAAUUUUUAUCUUAUCGGUGUUUUCCACCUCGGCGGUUGGUGGUUAAUUCCCGUCCCCCUUUCGUCUAUGUAAAACUUGGGAUUGUGAUAGAGAAAUAUUUUUUCCAUCUCGAGAAAUAGUUUACUGUUUAGUUCAUUCAUAUGAUUCCUUAUAAUUUUCUCCCUUUUGAGGGGAGGCCGUGUACAAAUCGAUCGCCGAUCAAUUUGUAAAACUACAUCAUUUUGCCAAUGAAAAGCGCCGAAGAAAUUUUUCAUUUCUCUUUUCCGUUAAAUGCUGCAUGCCUGGAAAUAAUACAUCUGUCCUGGGCUUUGAAUUUAUUGCUUAGUAUGCUCCAUUUCGGAAAGGAGAUUAUUAGUAAGAAAAUCAUUAGCAAGAUCAGAAUGCCACGUGAUUGGGGGAUUCAGGUGAGAUGUUGGCUUAUCUGUACAUCAUUUUGAUAGGAAUAGUCCAUAGUGUUCUCCCAAUCUUGUUUGAAAUGGUAUCCCGAUCUGUUUUAGGCGGUCUGGAUUCAUCCAUGUUAAUAAUCCCUUCCUUUGGACGGUGUUUUACUGUAUCGCCGUAAAGCAUAGUGGAGAUAAAAGCAGGGCACUCAGAUGAUGAUUAAAGCAUAAGGACAUUCGAAAAGAUGCAUUGUGCGGUGAAGCAUUCCAUAGAUAAUCAAAACACAGUAGGAAAAUCGGGAAAGGCAUUGUGUGGUGAUGCAUUUUAUACAUUAUCAGCAUAUGUUAGGACAGUCAAAAAAAGCGCGUUUUGUGGUGAAGCAAUCACUUGACGAUCAAAACACACAAGGAUAUUUGAGGAACACAUUUGAGAAGUGGUGACAAAGUGAGCUUAAACAUGGUACUGUAUUGAUGAAAGAGACUCCAAUAUUUAAGUUGAUGGAAGUCUUUUUCGGUGCUUUUGCCUUGAAACAUUUCGCAAAUCUUUGGCUUUCUUUGUUUCCCCUAAUGCGUUGUUAUAUAAUAGAUUGUAUGACUUCAUAUCAUAUAUUUUUUUUUAUCAAUGAUAUCUUGUACCGAUUCUUACGGUUAAUAAUACAUAUGAGUAAUGUAACAUUUUUAUGUUGACACAUCCACAUUUAAAAAUGUAAUCCCAAAGUUCUCUAUACUUGCUGCUCACGUCAGUGCUUUUGUACUAUAUGCUUAUAUUUAUGUAUGUAUGUAUGUAUGUAUGUAUGUAUGUAUGUAUGUAUGUAGGUAUACGUGUAGAUAUGGUUCUAUGGUCCUUUCACAUGAGCGCUCUGAUGAAUUUACUGCAUUCAUGACUGAAGAUUCAAAUAGAACGAUCUCUUUCGUAUGGUAUGGUUCUUUCGUAUGGCACCGAUAUAAAAAGAGGUGAACGCGUCAGUGUCUCAGGCCAAGUCUCAGUGAGAUGCGUGUUGGAGGAAGAAAAGGAAAAACUCGCCAUAGGAUCGCUGCAGGCAAUAGUGUCAGUGAUGAGAGUGAUGGGAACAUUGAUCGGAGUGCUUGCAUUAAUUAACUUUCUAGGGAUAAACAUUUUGAGAAAUCCAAUAUCAUUUCCCGAUAUUUGUAUAUUUUUUUUCUUUAUGACCAAUAAAGAUUGACCAUGGACACGAGAUCUGAGAUGGGAAACCAUCUCGAUUUUAUAUUUUUAAAACCUGAUUUACAAUAGUGGAGUGACUAAGUGACAAUGAUUCAUGUGCCCUUGCAUAGUUUCGAUUGAAUUGGAUGACCAGAGAAAACUUACCCACACAAGUUUUUUGAACUUCCUCGUUUGACUUAGCUUGUUAAACUUAUUGAACAAGGUCUCAAGGUGUUGAACUUCAUCGGGUAAUGUUUAUGGAAGUGUGAGCUUAUAUGAAUUGAGUGGUGGGAAGCUAAACUUCUUGUUCUUGUUCUUGUUCUUUUCUUUUUUUGUUUGAGGUACGAGGGAACCUUCACUCAAACUGCCGAGUACAUGCUGAUAAGCUUUCUGAUAUUUGCCAAAAUGGGACGAGGAAAGGUUCACCAUGUCAUCUAGCUUAACUGACUGGAGGCCUUAAAUAUUAGCCUUGAGUUUGGCUUAUUAAAUCCGUUUAUAAACUCUUGAUAAGUCAUCGUUUACUAGGUCUCAUGCAGCUUGUCUUAAAUUACCUUAUAAUGGCAUUACCUUGCUAACUUGCUGAUAUGUUUUCCAGUAAGUUUUUACCCGAUAAAAGCUGAAGAAAAUGGUGAACAUCUUGUAUGAUUAAUGGCUGCAUAUAAUGCUUGCUCUAACAUCUCACUGGAAAUUGUGCUUUCACAGGUUGUGGACGCUGGUGCACGUUCUCUGAGAAUGAUUUUUCAGUCAAAGCUUGCCCCAAAAUAUGAUUUUCUUCAGGAGAAUAAUUUGAAAUUUCUUCUUUUGCUUCUGAACAGUAAGAAUGAGAAUGUGACAGACCUUGCUGCUAGUAUUAUAAAGCAUUCCUGUGUGUCCAGAGAGGAGCAGAAGGUAUUGUGUGAUGCAGGGGUUCUGCAAAGGCUUGUUUGUCUGCUUGAAGGUUCUCUAUGUCAGAGAGAUUCUAGUUUAGAUUCUAUAGCAGCAGUUGUCAAGAACAACUCUGAGACCGUCUCGCAAUUGGUCGGUAUCAAGAAUGGAAUAGCAUUGAAUUUAAUUGUUGAGCUGAUGAAAGAUAGAUGUCCAAGGACAAGGCUGCUGUCUUGUGUGUGCUUGAUACUUAUUGGUCAGGCAUCAUGUUAUGUUCAGGAACAUGAAAUUAAGACCAAGUUGAUCCUUAUUUUAACCGAACUGUUGGAAGAACAUGGCCAAGUUGGGGAUGAAGCCCCAUUUGCUUUAGUAACACUUAUUACAGACAACGAAGACCUGCAGAAACAAGCCCAUUCCGUGAAUGUUGUUGAAAAGCUUUGUAAUUUUCUACGUCAAGGCCACAUAAAUAGGAAGCGUCUCCAAGGAAUUUUGCUUGCCUUAUCUGAAUUGUGCUCAAGAUGGGAGAAGAGCAGGAACCAGUUCAUGUCAUCAAUGGUAUGCUAUUUAAAGAAUAUUAAUGAAAAUGAGACACUUUUCCGAAUUUUAUUUAAGAUUAUCUAAAAUGUUCUAUCAUGUUCGUUUACACACUCAUGCAUACUUGGAGAAUUGUUUGAGUCAGUUUGUGGAUAAAAAAAAACAUUUUUCUUCUACUUAAAGCUUGAUUCUAGCUACAUUCGACCUAAGGUGUCAAAAAAUGUAUUCUGCGAAAUAUUCUUUCACUACGUUAAGUAUUAACCUCCAUUAUUGAAGUAUCUAAAAAGAAAAUGUGUUUUAUGUCUGUGUAGAUGUCUCUGUAUUUAUUUAGUCCUCAGAUCACCCACGUUCAUAACGUUCUGUGUUCACGUGUGGUCAAUAUCUUUAACAUUUUGUAUAAUUUCUGAAACAGGUACUAAAUAUAGUCUCUGAUGCUUUGAAACAUGAAUGUGUUGAUGUCCGCGUAGCAGCAUGCACUUCUAUUUCCAGCAUCUCUCGCUCAGUGAAGGUUAGCUUCCUGAAUCACAAAUUUAAUUGUCAAGUUUGGUGUCAUAGACACAGUUUAAUGAAGCGAUUUUAUCCAGAAUCUGUUUGCAGGUCAUCUAACAGACGAGUCAAUUGUCCUUCCCCUGGUCCAGCUUUUGCACGACUCAUCUAGUCGUGUACAGGUAUGCCCACUUUCCCUGUCCCAAGUGAUAAAUCCUCAGUAACAUUCAAAAAAGAGCUGUUCCCAUUGUGUGCUGUGUGUUCAUUACUUUUGAUGGAGGAAGUGUCGCCAAUUUUCUUGCUUUAUUCAUCUAAUUCUGUUAAUCAUAGAACUUGCAAAUGGCUAUGUGAAGUCCUCCUUUAUCUGUAUAAUUUAUUCUUCUAACGCUGAAACCAAAGUUUGACGCUCUAAAUCCAGUCGAUAUGAGAUGAUUCACAUUGAAGUGUUAGACUUAAGUGCAAUUUACAUCUUAAAUGCUAAGAUAGACAAGACAGCUUAGCGCUUUUGAUGGAUUCACAUGGAAUUUGGUACUUCAUUCCGUAAUUCAGUUAUUAAACGGUAUGAUUGGAGGAGCUUAAAUUAAAUUAAACAUAAAGAGAAAAUUGCCUGAUUAAUGAUUUACUCACAUGGCAUAUCGGUGUCUCAUUUAGGGACAAGUAACGGCUGAAUUUUUUUUGUUACUAUCGUUAGAGGCAUUGGACCCUGGAAAUAUGAAAAGAAGGCUCACACUUCCUCAGAAUACUUGAUCAGACUGGAUUCCUCAGAAUAUAUUGAUCCGGUGAAUUGGAUCAAUUUAAUUCACCUUGUAGCCACAAAACUCUUUAUUUUGCUCAGCCUAUCAUAUGCUUGAGCUAGGAGUUGUAAAUACAGGCGUGCUGGUACAAAUUUCCACUUAGCCAAUUGGGGAAGCAGAUUUCUGAGGUACGACCCAUGAUGUCAGUUGUUUCACAUUGGGUGAAUGACCCCACGAGCAGCAAGUGGUAUGGAUUAUGCCCAAGAAAAGAGAUAGCGGCAAAUAGUUCAAAAUUGAUAGCGUGCCACACAAGCAGCAAGUGGUAUGGAUUAUGCCCAAGAAAAGAGAUAGCGGCAAAUAGUUCAAAAUAUAUAGCGUGCCACACAAGCAGCAAGUGGUAUGAAUUAUGCCCAAGAAAAGAGGCAAGAGAUCACAUGCAGGAAGUGUUCCAUUUCCAUCCCUCGUUCACCAGAAAGCCACUUUGGUGAAUCAAAGAGCAUAUAUAUGGUGAAUCAUCUCAUGCCCACGCUCACGUGGGGAGUGAGCUUUUAAAUCACAAUGACAUGAGUGGAGGUUGACAAAGUAUAUGCGAAGUCAUAGAGAUCUAACAUUCUGCAGCUUAAUCUUUUUGGAAAAAGAGUUUAUCUCCUGUAGCUGAAGAUAAAAUCUAUUUUCUCCUAUCUCCAUAAUGUAGGGUUUCCUUGUACAGUUUUUCAGAUCCAGGUCCCUGGAUCUAGUGCCUGCAACGUUCAUAAAUCAAUCAUUGACAUAAAAAUACGAUCGCCGGAUAUCAUGGAAAUAUAAAAGAAUCAAACCACUAACCUUUAUUGUGAAUGGCUUUUUCUGGUGGGUGGGUUUUAAACAGUUUGAACAAUCACACUGUUAACAAUGUGAAACCCAAGCCCCUCCACGAUUUCUUCUGGCCUGGUUUUCAAAUCGUUGCUUAAUUCACAUGGCAUGGUUUGCUGAUCCAAUUUUAAUGGAGCAAUUCGGGUCUCCUCUUCAAUUUUUAGAGGAAAAGAGACCGAAAGAUCAGUUGACUGGCUUGGAGUGCCCACUUGGAAGCCCAUACUGCGCCUUUUUAAAAGAUGCUUAGGCCUUCCCUCCUGUGGUUCGACAAAUAUCCAGAGAAGAAGUUCAAAUUAAGUAGAAAAGGAAGGUAACGAGAGGGAAAUAGGAGAAAUAAUAAAACGAAUAACAAAUGGGAAUAAUGAGGGAAAAACUAUUGGCCCUGUCAUCAGCAGAGGUGGGAUUAACAAAGGCUUGCACACCAAAUAUGUUUGCUUGUUUUUUUAAUACAUACAAAUGCUCUCGGUGUGAAUACAAGUUGAGAUGGCGGAAAUAUCCCUCGAUCCAUUUUGAUCGACUGUUUAUGUUCUUCUCUAGUCAUGAUAUUGCCAGUAUGUAAUGCCCGCUAAUUUACUACUGUCAUCAGUGAACACAAUUAACUUCUAGAUUAUUGGCGUUGUUCAUUGUUUUUAACAUCCAACAACAUGCGUAUAUUUGCGUGUUGUUUUUCAUGCUCGUCAUUACCCAUCCAUGCAGCAUCCAACCCUAGAAAGUAUUUUGUCCGCUUAUCUUUGAAAUUUGUUAAGCAAUUCACUUUUACUAUAUCAAUUGGUACCGCUAAGUGUUUAUAUUCACAUUUUCCAACUGAUUAUGAACGUUGCAGGCAGCUGCACUUAAAGCUAUGUGCAAUGUUGUCGUUGACUUUAAGGAUAAGAAAACCAUUUUUAUCCAGAGCGGAUGUGUUAAACAGCUGGUUCAAUUGUCCAAGUCGAUGGAUUCCGCGCUCAAGAUAAAUGCCGUUUGGGCACUGAGGAACUUGACGUUUCACGCCGACAGAGCAGGCAGAGAGCACAUUCUUUCCGAGCUCACAGAAGCCCAGCUUGCCGGCUUGAUAUGCGGUAACAAUUUUUUAUUGAUGAUUUAAACAGUUUCGGAUUUAACACGAGAACUGGGUAUGAACUAAUCUCAUUAUUUAAUCUCAGAUUCUGAACCUCGCGUCCAAGAGCAGGCCUUGGCCCUCGUCCGUAAUCUCGUCGAUGGUUGCAGUGAGACUAUUGAGAGCAUUUUUAGAGAGAAUGCUGUAAUCUUGGACGCUGUCACCAGACAAGUGCAGCAUGCAGCCUCACCCGAAGUCUGCAUUCAGGUACUGCUCACUGCGGAUUUCCCUGUUGUCUUCUGGCUGAUCAGAAAGCCUUCUCAGAGAUCACGAGUGGAGAGGGUCUCUGUUUGGGUUUGAAUGGCCGCUGCGAUAUUUGUUCAUAUAUCGUUGUGAUUCCCAGGGAAUGUUCGCUCUCGGGAAUGUUGCCGCCGGGAAUGAUUUCCACAAGGAGGCCGUGAUGACCAGCCUUCUUCCGCCCAGAAAGGAGGAGCUCAACCCCUUCCUUCUAAAACUCCUGCGGAGCAGCGACAGCCUGCUAAGAACAGCUGCGGUCUGGUGCGUAGUCAACCUGACCUACCCAGAUUGUCCGAACUCCUCUGCUAGGGUUUCGAGGCUCCGCGACGCAGGGAUAAUCUCUCAGCUGAAGGCCAUGGUCAACGACAUUUGCCUGGACGUCAAGGUCUUCUACUCUUCCAUCCCCCCUCUGGUUUCACCACGUGAAUUUCUCUGACGAUUGCCGUGGCUUCUUGUGUACAGUUUCGAGCCAGAACAGCUCUCGGGCAAUGCACCAUCGCUGAGCAGAACGCCGCCUGA